Molecule: messenger RNA, 918 nt
Organism: Trichoderma aggressivum f. europaeum
Lineage: Eukaryota; Fungi; Ascomycota; Sordariomycetes; Hypocreales; Hypocreaceae
Exons: 2
Coding region: 1-918 (305 amino acids)
Source: RefSeq, a predicted model, not a curated record
AUGCGAAAACUAUUCUGGCUGUGCUAUAUACGAGACAAGGACCUCGCCCUCCUAUCCGGCCUACCUCCUAUCCUCGCCAAUGAGUACUGUGAUCUUGGAUUGCUUGACAACGAAUACUUGAAUCAUAAUGUGUUUCUACAGUCAUCUAAGGCCGCCGCUGAUACCGACAAUAUCGGCACCGUUGCUUGGAAUAGAGCAAUCCCAUUUCUACCAGGCGACCCGCACCUCGGAGUUUUGAAGGAGAGAAUAUUCCGGCUGCUUUACUCGCCUUCAGCACUGAAAAUCAUCGAUAGUGAGCUGCUCACUCGAAUUCGCCAGUUAGAUGACGAGCUUGAGGGCUGGCGUUUGUCUGUUCCCUUAGCACUUCGCCCCAAACUAUCAAUUCUUCCAGGCCAUGGUGUACCACCUACUCCCAACUUUCUGAGUUAUUUGAGAUCGGUCCAGUUACAGUUGGAAUACCACUACCUUCUUACCAUUAUUCAUACACCAGUCAGACGAUUUGGGGCUGCUCAAGGCGCAGAGACUAGUCCACCCGAAGACCUUCACAGCGCGAUGCAUUCAAGUAUCGACUUAUCCCUGGAGGCCAGCCGCUCUACUCUGAAUUUACUCAAUGAGCCAAUAGUGAUGCUCAAACAAGAUAUCUUCUGGCAUGCCGUCAUCUACUCGCUUGUAGCGGCAAUGUCGUUAUUCGUUAAUAUACUCAUACACCCUGUUGAUGCUCAAGCAGCAGCAGACACAGCAUCUCUCGCUUUGGCGUCAAAGAUAGUCAAUAGGCUACGAACUCAAACCGUCACGGAUUACGAAACCAAGCACAAUGAGCGGGCGGGCAAGUUUGUUGCAGAACUGUUAAAAUUAGCAAACGGCGCUAUUUUGAAGGCGAAUGGACAUUCAGCGCUGGACAAGUCGCCCACCGAAUAA